Molecule: messenger RNA, 1335 nt
Organism: Zymoseptoria tritici IPO323
Lineage: Eukaryota; Fungi; Ascomycota; Dothideomycetes; Mycosphaerellales; Mycosphaerellaceae
Exons: 5
Coding region: 1-1335 (444 amino acids)
Biological process (GO): meiotic cell cycle; positive regulation of transcription by RNA polymerase II
Cellular component (GO): nuclear chromosome
Molecular function (GO): DNA binding; DNA-binding transcription factor activity
Source: RefSeq, a predicted model, not a curated record
AUGGACCUCUCCGGCUUCGAUCCUUCGACCAUGACCUACCUGGCGACGCAGAUGCAGCAUCCCAAUGCCGGUGGUUCGCAGCAGGAUCCGUUCCAGGAAAUGCUGCUGCCGUCGGAGUUUGCGGACCAUCAUUCGACGUAUGGAGGUUAUGCCGCGAGUGAGGAUCUGAAUCUGCAUUCAUUGCAACAGCAACCUCUCAAGCGCUUCGCCAGCGCGUACGAAGAUCCCUUCUCUGAUGUCGUUAGCGCAUUCGAAGCUCCGGCGCAGAAUGAUGCUCAUGAUACCGAAACGCCUUCGAUCGAUCGCGACAAUAAGCUGUUGAGCUUCUCGCCUCCGACACUAGACUAUACACUUCUCGACUACACAUAUCGGCGAACAACAAUAUCGCUAUCAGCGCAAUUACAUGGCAUGUUCUUCCUGGCCGAGUCGCCGUGGGCAUCGGCAGGAGAUGCACAACCUCCCCCCUCGGAGUUGACGUGCUAUCGGAGGAAUCUGUUCCAGAUCACAGGAGAGAUCACAUUACCCAGGACGUUGAGGUACAUCAUGACAGAGCAGGGAGAGCAAAUACCCAUAAUCGGACAAGAGUUGGUGAUCAGCGCGACGGAGUCAACAGAAGGAAACUCAGUCAAGAUCAUUUCUGUGCCGUGGAAGACACCUACGAAUCCGACGUCGUCUGUACCGGAGGACAAGACGGAGCGCGAGCCUCCUUCGUUUCCUAUUGAUUUGAUAAAUGUUCAGGAGAUGAAUACGGACUUCGCUAGCUUUCCGUUUCAGUGGAAAAGAUUGCAAUUCAGAAUCGCGACCGCGAAUAAUGGUCGACGGAAAGAAUUGCAGCAACACUUUGUAGUGAAGCUAAAGUUGCUCGCGACCCUCGCGACGGGCGGGAAGAUUCCCAUCGCUUCAGUUCAAUCAGGUGCUAUCAUUGUACGAGGUCGAAGUCCACGGAACUUUCAGUCGAGAAAAGACAUGCCGCUGAAUGGUGGUGCUCCCCUCACAACCCCUCCCACACCCUACGAACAACCUCGCUUAAACCCAAAUCGACCGCCAUCAUCAACAACAAUGCGCCCUCCUCCUCCAGCGCCCGUAAACCUCUCCCUCCUCGAAGACGAAACACCCACACCCUCUCCCUUGGACCCCACAACGCGGAGUACAACAAACCCCUCCUCCACCUCCCCACCAAUCGUCCACACCUCAAAACGAAGUCGCCUCCCACCUCCCUCCGCCGAUCUCUUGUACGAGUACUUCCCCCUCGGUUUGGACGACUGGAUGCCACCUGUGGAAGCGGUCUAUCGCCCGCAUGUGGGCGGAGGAGAGAGGGAACAAGGGGCGGAGUAA